AAAACAUCUGACAAUGAGCUUAGCAAAAAUUUCAAUAUCGAACGAUCAAACGAUAUCAUUGAAUCUGCGCGAAGUUCAAAGAAGUUAAGAAGUUAAAAAUGUCUGUGCAAAGUCAGAAAUGUCAUCUUAUUUUUAAUGUGUAUUAGCAGUUAGAAUUAUCAGUAUUUCUCUUCUUUUUUAUCUUUACACUAUAACUAAUAUUUUAGCCUAAAGAUUUUUGUGAAUGUUUCUCGAGCAAGCAAAUCGUAGAACAAAGUUAACUUUGUCUCGAUAUUUAUUUAAUAACCUAUUUUUCGAUUAAUUAUCUGUUCGUGUGUGAUAAAAUCAUUACUAUUUUUUCACGUGGCAUGAGUGACGAUUGCGAAACUGCAAUAGCUGAAACGGGUAAGAAACGAAAUCUGACAAAAUUAUAUACAUUCUUUGAAGAAAAAAUAUUUAUCAUUAUUAUAUUAUAACAAAAAUAUAUGUUAUAAACAACAUAUCGAUAAUUAAUGAUAAUUAAUAUAUUAAUUUCGAAUAGUUUUAAAAGAGCUACGUUUACUUAAUUUAUGAAAAUAUCUAUAAAUACGAUUAUGUAUUAAAUUUAAUACAGGAUGGGGUGUUUGGCAUUAUUUCGUCGUCGCAUUAUGCGGCUUGGUAUCGUUUGCAGAAGCAAGCACUUCUCUGACUGUACCGAUCGUGGCACCGCUAAUAGAGUGUGAUCUAAAGCUUACUAAAGAUCAGGCCACCAUGCCUGUCGCUACCUCCAGUUUCGGUAUAUAUUUAACUAACAAAAAUUAUCUUACUGAACAUUGAAAUAUUAAUUACUAAUUCAAUUAUAAAUAAUUCUAUUAAAUUUUAUAUUCUUGUACAGCUACACUAUACAGAAUGAGAAAUAUAUCGUAAUAUUUUGCGUGUAUGCAGAAUUUAUAUAUCUUACAAAGAUAUUCACAAAUGUACAUUAAAGCGUAUAUAUUAGUUUGUUAUAUGCAAUGCAUUAUUUUAAUUUAUCACGCAUUUAUCGUCUAGGGAUGGCAGUAGGUGCUUUUCUGUUUGGAUCUAUAUCGGAUCUUGUUGGUCGUAAAAAAUCAAUCUCGAUUACCAUAGGCAUCGUGUUUUGCGCCUCGACUAUGCUAGCCUUCGCGCAAACUAAUUUUUUGAUACACUUAUCAGUAUUCAUAUUGGGAAUAGGAGUGGCCGCUAACAAUAUUGUCCUCAGAGUAUACCUGAUAGAAUGCCUACCGAUGAGAAAGAGAGGAACUUGCUUAGCAAUAAUCGACAUGUUCUGGAUAGUCGGCUACCUAUCAGCUUUAGGCAUCUCCUGGUCCUUGAUGCCGUCCGUUAUACGCAUGCUAGGCAAGCAAUUCCGUACGAGUUCCUGGCGAGUCCUCGCCGCUCUCUGCGGUGUACCGAGCUUGAUGAUCGCUUGCUCCUCGGGUCUCCUACCGCUGAGUCCUCGACACUUGCUGUACCGUCGACGCCCGACACAAGCGCUCGUGGUGCUCCGACAGAUGUACGCCAUCAAUAAUUCGAAACACGCCGAUACCUACCCGAUCAGGGAUCUAGAAGGCUGCGUACGACCAGACGACGACACCGAAGAUGACAGUAGAUUUUCAAAGUACUUUACGAAAACCUGGGAACGCAUUCACAGAAUACACAAGCCUCCGUAUAGGUGCGUGACACUGUGCGGGAUACUAGCGUGUCUUCUACACUUUCCCGGAUUCGCUUGGCUCGCUCUGUGGAAUACGCACGUGCUCCAGGAAAUGGAAAGAGACCAUGUCGUGAGUGGAAACGACACGUGUAACGUCCAUGUCCAGAACCUGGCAUUAGGUUUUUUGCGAAGCUGCGACGAAGUGAACGAGACUCGUUUCGAGCUGCUGUUGCUGGUAUCGCUGGGCUACUUGCUGGGAGAAUUGUUGCUCGUUAUCGGAAUUGAUGUCAUUGGCAGAAGACCGUAUUUAAUAUCUUCGGGACUGGUGGGUAGCGUGGUUUCGCUCAUACUUAUUUUCCAACUAUACCACACAAUUCGUGUAAUUCUAUCGUCGAUUUUCCUGGCUGCUUACGCUAUCGGCCGUACAACGACGUGCGUUUUGCUGCUGGAGAAUUAUCCCACUGCUCUGAGAGGCACGGCGAUGGGUCUGAUGAGAGUGCUUCCACAUUUGGCGCUUUUCGCGACGCAACUCUUCCUAAGGACGACUUGCCUGCUAAGUAUAAUCGCCGCGUCUGUUAUUUUAAUAGGUGCGACCGUGAUAAUGCUACCAGUGCCGGAUUUAACCAGGUUACCAAUGAAGGAAUAAGUUAAACUUCCGGAGACAUAUAUAUGACGAUUUAUUUCCACGCGAUUGUAUUUUUCAGGAAUAAAAUUUUAUUUUAAG
Molecule: messenger RNA, 2354 nt
Organism: Cataglyphis hispanica
Lineage: Eukaryota; Metazoa; Arthropoda; Insecta; Hymenoptera; Formicidae
Product: synaptic vesicle glycoprotein 2B-like
Exons: 8
Coding region: 972-2276 (434 amino acids)
Biological process (GO): transmembrane transport
Cellular component (GO): membrane
Molecular function (GO): transmembrane transporter activity
Source: RefSeq, a predicted model, not a curated record